AUGUGGGGACUGUUUGUUUACGAUUCCAAUCAAAUUCCCAGCCAUGGAUAUCAGAAUAACCUGAAGAGGACCAACGGAGACCACCACCACUGACUGAUCACCGACUCCGUUUCUUCUCUCUACUCUCCUCCUUCCUUCAAUGGCCGCGAUCAUUAACUCCAAUUCCUUUAUCUUAACCACUACCCCAAACACCCGCCGAAGCUUCAAGAGUCACCGGAGGCAGGUUGCCGUCUUUGCCAAAAACUCUGGAUCAUUCUCUUCCUUUCGCUUGGGGAAAUCUAGCAAUGAAUCGCCGUCUUCUGAUGACGCUCCGGUUGAAGAUUCUGGUAAUUCAAAUCCGUUUCGUUUUUCUUUUGGAAAGGUACCGGAUGUGAAGUCUUUGAUUCCAGUGGUUAGUGAGCCUUCCUCCGGUUUGUCGUUCGGGAGUUCGAGGCGGAAGGAUUCCAAUACGGUGUUUGUUGCCGGUGCUACUGGUCAGGCUGGGAUUCGGUUAGCGCAGACUCUGUUGCGAGAAGGUUUUAGUGUUCGUGCUGGUGUGCCGGAGCUUGGUGCUGCGCAAGAAUUGGCCCGUCUUGCUGCUAAGUAUAAGGUCAUCUCGAAUGAAGAAUCAAAGCGGCUCAACGCCGUCGAAUCCUCCUUUCAAGACGCAGAAGCGAUUGCCAAGGCGAUCGGAAACGCCAGUAAAGUAGUUGUCACUAUUGGUGUCGGGGAGAACGGUCCGACCUCUGAAGUUACCACAUCAGACGCAUUGCAAGUAAUUCAGGCAGCGCAGCUCGCCGGAGUAAGCCAUGUGGCAGUCGUAUACGACGGCAAUGCAUCAAGCUCCUCCACUUACAAUGUACUCGACGGCCUUUCAUCGUUCUUCAACAAUCUUUUCUCCCGAUCUCAGCCAUUGUCCGUGGUGGAGCUCUUGCAGAAAAUAGUUGAAACCGACAUCGGCUAUACGUUCAUCAAAACGAAUUUGGUCGAAGACUUUGCACCUGAGCGUGCGUAUAAUGUCGUCGUCCAAGCUGAAGGAAGCGCUAGUUCAAACGACUACAAAGUGGCGCAGUCACAAAUAGCUUCGUUGGUGGCCGGAGUUUUCUCGAACACGGCGGUGGCCGAGAACAAGGUCGUGGAAGUGUAUUCAAGUCCAUCUGCACCCUCAAGUUCUGUGGAUCAACUUUUCAGUGUCAUUCCCACGGAUGGUAGAAGACAAGCAUAUGCAGAAGCAAAAGCAAAAGCAAAAGCAGAGGAAGAGGCCAUAAGAAUUGCUGAAAAUGCUCGUGAAGAGGCCGAAGCCACAAAGAAACAAGAAGUAGAAGCUGCUAAAUCCAAACGACUCUCAGAAAAGGCAGCCACCCAACCAUCAUCAUCAUCAUCAUCUUCUUCUUCUUCUUCUUCUCCUCCCGCCGAAGAAUCAGAUCAAAUCGCUUUCUUUAAUUCCUUCUUGAACAAAGCCAAGGACUUCAGUUCAGAACAAUCCCAAAAGCUCAAAAAGCUGUCAGAAAAGGAACCUCAGGAAACCGAAGAAGAAAGCCCCGACACUGCAGGCAAUUUAGUGAACAACUUUUUCAAUAAAGCGAAGGGGUUUGGCUCGGCACAGCCAUGGGAAAAGCUAUCUUUUCAACUACAAAAACCAUCUGAGGAAUCAAAUGCUCAGAUAGCCACAGUUAGAGGACAAGCCAAAGCUCGAGCAUUGCCACCAAAGAAAGCAUCGAUAAGACAAACACAAAAGACCAAUUCAAAGCCUUCAUUUGGUUUGAAGCAGAAAGAAAAUUCAAAGCCUAAAGCAGCAGCAACAGCAGCAGCAGCAGCCAAAGAGGAGACAAAAGCAGAGGUAAGGAAAGUUUUUGGUGGUCUCUUUAAGCAAGAAACCAUAUAUGUUGAUGAUGAAUGAUUAGGAAGAAAUAUAAUCGUUUCCUUUAACAUUUUAUGGCAAUGUGGGUGCUGAUAUAACUCUUUGAAGAAGCGUAUUUUAAUUUGUGUAUUUAAAUUGUAAUCUAUGUAUGUAAUCUGUGUGUUAUGGGGGUUGGUUGUUUACUUGGUUUUACAAGUUUCUGCGAAGAAUAAGUGAGCUUUUUGAUAAUUAUUUUUUUUGCAGUUAGAGAAGCAAAUUGUCCAACUCUAAUUCAUUAAAUAUUGUUUUUGCUUUAUGGCAUCUUUU
Messenger RNA from Cucumis sativus (cucumber), 2146 nucleotides. RefSeq names its product protein PLASTID TRANSCRIPTIONALLY ACTIVE 16, chloroplastic-like. The record is from RefSeq and is a predicted model, not a curated record. Lineage: Eukaryota; Viridiplantae; Streptophyta; Magnoliopsida; Cucurbitales; Cucurbitaceae. Bases 140 to 1879 code for a protein of 579 amino acids. The transcript has 5 exons.